This is a messenger RNA of Ipomoea nil (Japanese morning glory), 984 nucleotides long. Its product is annotated as nuclear polyadenylated RNA-binding protein 3-like. The coding region runs from base 1 to 984 and encodes 327 amino acids. The record is from RefSeq and is a predicted model, not a curated record. The transcript is spliced from 2 exons. NCBI's taxonomy places the organism in Eukaryota, Viridiplantae, Streptophyta, Magnoliopsida, Solanales, Convolvulaceae.
AUGGCUCUCAUUCUAACACAAGAACCUGUGAGGGUAGAAGAGGAAGAAGCAGCUCAACAAAUUUUGGGUCACUUAAGUCUCCCACAAGAACCUGACAAACCAGCUGAGACGAAAGAAGUGACUCCUCCAAUUGAAUCCCAUCCUGAUAUAGCUCAGCCCGAAAGAGAAGUCUUGCCCAAGACAUCAACACCCGAAAGAACAAUUAUGACAGUACCAGAAGCUGCACCAAUUCCUCCAUCAAGGGAUCAAUUGCUUCGGGAAUCCAUUGAGAAUGACUAUAAAAAGGUCUUGCAAUGGCAAAGGUGGCACACAUCCCCAUUACAAACCUUUAUUGAAACAUUUGAAGCAAUGAAGGAUGAAGAAGAAUUUGCUUUAGAGUGGAUCGACACGAAAGAUGUUUAUGAAGCACUGCGUCUUGAAACAAUAAGACGAGUGUACUCUUACAAAAUCCAGGAAGAAGAAGAAAAUGACAAGAACUCCAAUCCAGGUGACCAUACGGAUCCUGAUGAUGAUCCUGAGAACCAAGAAGACGAUGAAGCCGAAGAUGACAAAUUUGAUGAUGCGCAAGAUGACUCUCAUGGAGAUGAUGGCGAUGAUGAUGAUGACGAAGGGAAGGACAAUAAUCAAAAUGAUGACUCCGAUGAUGAUGACGAUGACGAAGGUAACUCAGGUUAUGAUAGUGAGUCUCCUAUCAUAGGCAAUACUGAGGAUUUACCUGAAAAACCACCGGCUUCUCGUCAAUCUCCACCGAAAGAAGACCCUACCCAUCUGCUACCUCUCGCCAUGCUACCUCCCCACCAAGAAAAAGCUCGUGAUGGAAAUAGGGAUGCAUCAUCGAGUGAUGACAGUGGAGAAGAAUCACCUCAAAUAUCGGAACAUAGUCCAAGGCACAUCAUGGAACAAGUCCUUAAUGCUCUGUUCAAUGCUGAGGUUAUCCACAUGCAAUAUCUUGAUCAACGACAAAAAAAGACAGAAAACACAUAG